CUCUGCAUCCGGGUGAGAGGGCAGCUCCCAGCUGGAAGAGCCGCUCUGCGCUUCCGGCCCGAGGGGCUGCUCGGCGCCGCCCGCGGGGGGCCUGUCCCGCCCGCCUCCGCCCCGCCUGGCGUAAAAGGAUACAUGUUCACCUCAAGUAGGAAGGAGCAUGUUCCCAAAUUCCUCCAACUUGGGUCGUCCACCCUUCCCUCCAAAACAUCAGCAACAGAGUAAUUUCUUCAAUAAGCUUCCUCUAAAUAUGCCACCUGCUUUUCUUUCUCACCAGCAAAGUAUUGAUACUCAGUUUAAUUUUCAGAAUGCAGCGGCUCUUUUGAGUGGGAACCUUGCAACUGUUCCAGCUGUUACACUGCAGCCAAUGACUUAUGGAAAUGGCAGUCCAGUACGUACAUCUGAUGCCUCCACAUUAUUCCGAGGAAAAAAGAGACUAAGGGAACAAAGUGUUCCACAUGAUGCCAAACGGCAGCGGUUUCCUUCAUAUCAUCCCGAAACAACUGUAGUUAACCAAGCAGUGCCUUUACCAGAAGAACGUAGAUACUCCUUCCCAGGAUCAGUUCGUUCACCGCUGCUCCGUGCACAUCAGGAACCAGAUUUAACUGGACGUAUCCCUCCAUUGCAUGAUAGUUUGUUUCUAGACUCCAUAGAAACCACCCUCCCUGUGGCCAAAGAUAAGUUAAGUCAGCAGGUUUUGGAUUUGUUUCAAGCAUGUCAGCAACAGACCUGUGAUUUAAACAGAAAAGAGCUCUGCAGAACAGAACUCCAGAGAGAAAUUCAGCGAAUUUUUCCACAGAGCCGACUCUUUUUGGUUGGGUCCUCACUGAAUGGGUUUGCUACUCGUACCAGUGAUGGUGACUUGUGCCUGGUGGUUAAAGAAGAACCAGUAAAUCAGAAGACUGAAGCAAGACAUAUACUCAGCUUAAUCCAAAAACUCUUCAGUACUAAACUUUCAAGCUACAUUGAGCGACCUCAGCUGAUACGCGCAAAAGUGCCAAUAGUGAAGUUCAGGGAUAAAGUCAGCCGUGUGGAGUUUGACUUGAAUGUAAACAAUGUUGUAGGAAUAAGGAAUACAUUCCUUCUGAGAACCUAUGCAUACAUUGAGAAUCGAGUUCGUCCAUUAGUACUUGUGAUUAAGAAGUGGGCAAGUUUUCGUGAUAUAAAUGAUGCCAGUCGUGGUACUUUAAGCAGCUAUAGUCUUGUAUUGAUGGUUUUGCACUAUUUACAGACCCUACCUGAACCCAUCCUUCCAUCCCUCCAAAAAAAUUACCCAGAAUGUUUUGAUCCUACUAUGCAGCUGCAUCUUGUUCAUCGUGUUCCACGUACUAUUCCUCCUUAUCUCUCAAAAAAUGGAUCAAGCCUUGGAGAUUUGCUAAUAGGCUUUUUCAAGUACUAUGCCACAGAAUUUGAUUGGAGCCACCAAAUGAUUUCAGUUCGUGAAGCCAAAGCUAUUCCAAGACCUGAUGGUACUGAAUGGAGAAACAAAUUUAUUUGUGUAGAAGAGCCCUUUGAUGGGACAAACACUGCUAGAGCUGUACAUGAAAAACAGAAGUUUGAUAGGAUCAGAAGUGAAAUUCUGCAGACUUGGAGGAUAUUAGGAGACAAGAAAGAUCUGAACUAUGUAUUACCUUUAAGAGCAGUCAUACAGAAAAGAUAACCAACUUCUUUCACUUUCUUCUUCCUGGAUCCUGCUGAAAUAAAGAAGAGUAUCAAAAUCAAGAAGCAGUUACCACAUGUUUUUUAAUGAUACGUUUUUCUCUGUAAACUUUUGUUAAGGAAAUGUUUAUAAGAAAGAUUGCAUAUUUUAUUAUUGAAAUUUGUUAAUAUAGCUGUUCAUUCAAAUAUAUCUUUUCUGAAAGUGCUUGCAUUGUUGACUUAUAGAAGAAACUGAAACAGCAAACCACAAGAAUAAAUCCAUUUUAAGGAAAAUAUGGGGAUAUAGUGACUUGUUGUUUCCAGUAUCUGUGUAAUCAUUAAUUCAGACACAUUUAUAAAGACGUUCAGAGGCAAAUAAUGUGCACGUCUGUCUAUAUCCUUAAAAUAUUGCUCAUAGUACCCACUUCUUGAUGAACAGCCAGCCUCUGUUUUACAUCUGCUUAAUUGCAUUAAGCACUUUUGCUCAACUGGGCACUUUCCAGUUUUAUUUCCCUUUUACAUGGAACAACAAGCAACAGUUUAUGAAAAUUAAGAUAGAUUAUGGUUGGUAGUGUUCUAGAUAUCAAGAAUUGUAAUCAAAACUGGAAUUUUCAAGCAACAGGUCUACUGCAAAGAUGAUGAAAUAAAAAAGGACAAAUCAAUAUACAUAAAUGCUUCAUAUUUAUAUGGAGUAAGCAAGAUCCUUCUUAGUGCUUCCUUUUACAUAUUUGCAGUAGUAGUGAUGUCUUCUUUGGGGAAAAAAAAAAGGGGAGGGGAGGGGAUGGUGAAAAAAAAAAAAAGGGAAAAAGCCCCACACCCCAACCCUACCACUGCUACAACAAUAGGCUGGACUUCUGUUUUAAUUAUGUGUAAAUAUUUGUAAAUGGCUCAGCUACUGUAAAUUAAAUUUAUAAAAGUAACCUUGAAAAUUUUAGCUGUUCCAAAACUAGAGUUGUGAACCCUCUUUAGACCUGCUGUAGCACAAUUUGUGCCUCUCCUAAAUUUGUUAUUGAAGACCAAUUCAUUGUUAGAACUGUACUUACCAUUAAUGUCAAAUUCAUAUUCUCAUUUUUUUAAGUUUCAUAUUUUGUAUGGUGUCCGAUGGAAUAAAGUUUGUAUAUGGAAGAUA
Calidris pugnax (ruff) is the source of this 2764-nucleotide messenger RNA. It is a transcript of the gene TENT2, whose product is annotated as PAP associated domain containing 4. NCBI's taxonomy places the organism in Eukaryota, Metazoa, Chordata, Aves, Charadriiformes, Scolopacidae. The coding region runs from base 158 to 1657 and encodes 499 amino acids. The transcript has 15 exons. The record is from RefSeq and is a predicted model, not a curated record. Gene Ontology annotation, molecular function: poly(A) RNA polymerase activity. Gene Ontology annotation, cellular component: cytosol.